GACCCAGUUGAGCAAGGACUGGAACUGCUUUUGGGGAAUAGGAAAGACAACUGAAAACAAAAAGCCUACCUGAACCUCUUCCAAAAAAUCACUGAAAGAAAGCAGUAAAAUAUAUGGGAAAAUAUGACAACACACCGAAAUGACACCCUCUCCACUGAAGCUUCAGACUUCCUCUUGAAUUGUUUUGUCAGAUCCCCCAGCUGGCAGCACUGGCUGUCCCUGCCCCUCAGCCUUCUUUUCCUCUUGGCCGUAGGGGCCAACACCACCCUCCUGAUGACCAUCUGGCUGGAGGCCUCUCUGCACCAGCCCCUGUACUACCUGCUUAGCCUCCUCUCCCUGCUGGACAUCGUGCUCUGCCUCACUGUCAUCCCCAAAGUCCUGACCAUCUUCUGGUUUGACCUCAGGCCCAUCAGCUUCCCUGCCUGCUUCCUCCAGAUGUACAUCAUGAAUUGUUUCCUAGCCAUGGAGUCUUGCACAUUCAUGGUCAUGGCCUAUGAUCGUUAUGUGGCCAUCUGCCACCCACUGAGAUAACCAUCAAUCAUCACUGAUCACUUUGUAGUCAAGGCUGCCAUGUUUAUUUUGACCAGAAAUGUGCUUAUGACUCUGCCCAUCCCCAUCCUUUCAGCACAACUCCGUUAUUGUGGAAGAAAUGUCAUUGAGAACUGCAUCUGUGCCAAUAUGUCUGUUUCCAGACUCUCCUGCGAUGAUGUCACCAUCAAUCACCUUUACCAAUUUGCUGGAGGCUGGACUCUGCUAGGAUCUGACCUCAUCCUUAUCUUCCUCUCCUACACCUUCAUUCUGCGAGCUGUGCUGAGACUCAAGGCAGAGGGUGCUGUGGCAAAGGCCCUAAGCACAUGUGGCUCCCACUUCAUGCUUAUCCUCUUCUUCAGCACCAUCCUUCUGGUUUUUGUCCUCACACAUGUGGCUAAGAAGAAAGUCUCCCCUGAUGUGCCAGUCUUGCUCAAUGUUCUCCACCAUGUCAUUCCUGCAGCCCUUAACCCCAUCGUUUACGGGGUGAGAACCCAAGAAAUUAAGCAGGGAAUGCAGAGGUUGUUGAAGAAAAGGUGCUAACAAGGACAACUGGAUCUCUGAAUAUCUAAAAUAAGAUAAUUUAUUAAUCACUUAAUGAGUGAGUGGGCUGAAAUUCAUAUCUGUGACUUAUAACCUCAA
Messenger RNA from Pan troglodytes (chimpanzee), 1170 nucleotides. RefSeq names its product olfactory receptor family 56 subfamily A member 3 (gene OR56A3). Gene Ontology annotation, biological process: G protein-coupled receptor signaling pathway. Gene Ontology annotation, cellular component: plasma membrane. Gene Ontology annotation, molecular function: G protein-coupled receptor activity; olfactory receptor activity. NCBI's taxonomy places the organism in Eukaryota, Metazoa, Chordata, Mammalia, Primates, Hominidae. The transcript is spliced from 2 exons. The record is from RefSeq and is a predicted model, not a curated record.